Messenger RNA from Parnassius mnemosyne (clouded apollo), 1560 nucleotides. Lineage: Eukaryota; Metazoa; Arthropoda; Insecta; Lepidoptera; Papilionidae. The record is from the annotation of a GenBank genome assembly.
AUGGCCACCGUUAUUGUUACGUUCUUCCUAAUCAUAAGAUUUUAUGUUUGUAACAUGGACGCCGACUGCUUGCAGAGGCGGAGAGAGGAAGGCUCAUCUCAACGAGAGAAAAGGUGGAGCAUGAACUCUCAAAGAUUGGAAGAAAUUGUAGCGGAGCUGAUGAAACCCAUCAGCGAUGUCCGCCGCAGUUUCGACACGGAUCUCUGUGCGUUACUGGAGGAGUACCUGACGGAGGCGGGGCUGCGGGCGCUGGAGGCCAGCGAGCAGGAGGAGGGGGAGGGGGAGGCGGCGGGGGCGGGGGGCGAGGCGCCCAACUUCGCGGAGCUGGCGCUGCUGCUGCAGCACUCGGCCUGCGUGUACGGCCGCAAGGUGGACUACCUCUACCAACACGUACUCAGCGUGAGCGAGUCGCUGCACAACAACACGGAGGAAAGCGGCGGUGCGGAAGAGCCACAGACGCCUGGCAGCGGGCGCAAGCGCAAGGCGUCUGUCGGGGGGUGCGCGGGGGGCGAGUUCACGUACAUCGCGCUGGAGGCGAGCCGGGGGGCGCAGCGCGACGCGGGGGGCGCGGGGGGCACGCGGCCGCCCCCCACGCUGCCGCGCACCUACCUGCCGCUGGAGCCGCGCGUGCCGGCGCCGGGGGACGCCGCGCUCACGGACUACGACGGCGAGCCCAUCGGCCUGCUCGCAGACUUCCACGUCACCUGGAGGCUGCAGAAUGGGCUUCUAGUAGAGGAUCUGUGUCAACCGGAGUACAGCCAAGAGGGGUUAGUAGGUGCAAGUGUACGUCCGCCGGCGUUAGUGGAGCUGCAGGCCGCCAUAGAGGCGGGCGCACCCCCCGACCCCCCGCCGCGCUGCUCCACACCAUUGCAGCAACACUGCGAUCCCCCGCAGGGCGGCGAGCACUGCGAGCCCCCACACGACGGGGGGCAUUGUGACACCUCACGUGCCGAGGAACCCCCCGAGCACGAUGACGAGCCGCGUCCCAUCGAGAUGCUCGACCUCACACACAUACUGGACACGCCGCCCAACAAGAAGGAGCGCAAAAGAAAGUACGAACACAAGUUGGGAGAUGCUUUGGGACAAGCUGUCAAGUUGUUUAUCAGUAAAGAACUCAGAAGAAAGUUACGUUUGAUGCAAGAGUUCUCUGUGGCGGAGGAGUGGGUGAGUGCGGUGGUGGCGAGCAGGAAGCGGCGCGUGCUGUCCGUGCGCCGCAAGCUGCGCGCGCGCGAGCCCCGCCCGCCCAACCUAGAGUUUCGUGGGUUUGAUAUGUCUCCUAUUGACACGGGAGGGUUCACGGGGUGGAGUGGCGACGAGGCGGCGGCGGCGCGUGCGCUGCACGAGGCGCGCGCGGCGCGGGACUCGAGCGCCACGGCUGCCACGGCCGCCACGGCUGCCACGCCAGACACCACUACCACCACUGCCACGUCCAAACCCGUGGACGAGUCCGAUGACGAUGGCUUCUUCGAGCAGAGCUCGCUCGGAGACUCGCUCAGUGAUGACUCGCCUUCGCAUACCGUUAGCAUUUUCUUUUACUUUGCUACUGAUACUAUACUAUAA